AUGUUCCUCUCACCUCUGCGCUUCGUCUGCCGGUUGCUGAACAUCCGGCCGGGUUCUGCCCUCCUCUUUUGGUUGCUGGGCCUGGCCUUGCGCCCGUUGCCCCUCUCGGGCCAGAAGCCUGAAGACAAGUACCCCAUGGUACCCACCAAUUACGGCAAGCUGCGUGGCAUCAAGAAAGGCCUGAACAACGAGAUCCUCGGCCCCGUGGUACAGUACCUUGGCAUCCCCUACGCCACGCCGCCCGUCGGUGAGCGCCGCUUCCAGCCGCCUGAGGCACCAGCUUCCUGGUCCGAGGUGCGCAAUGCCACGACGUUCGCCCCGGUGUGCCCGCAGAACAUCCAUGGUAUGCUACCCGCCAUCAUGCUGCCGGUUUGGUUCACCGACAACCUGGAGAUCGUGGCCGGCUACGUCCAGAACCAGAGUGAAGACUGCCUGUACCUGAACGUCUACGUCCCCAUGGAGGAUGGUCCACUCACAAAAAAGCAUGAGGAAGCAUCAGCUAACAAUCCCACUCCAGACGAAGAUAUCCGAGACAGUGGGAAAAAACCCGUCAUGCUGUUCAUCCAUGGUGGAUCGUACAUGGAAGGCACCGGAAACAUGUUUGAUGGCAGUGUGCUGGCUGCGUAUGGAAAUGUGAUUGUUGUCACCCUGAACUACCGGCUCGGCGUGCUGGGGUUCAUGAGCACCGCCGACCAGUCGGCCAAGGGGAACUACGGCCUCCUCGACCAGAUCCAGGCCUUGAGGUGGCUGAACGAGAACAUUGGUCAUUUCGGGGGCGACCCGGAGCGCAUCACCAUCUUUGGAUCUGGCGCUGGGGCCUCCUGCAUCAACCUGCUCAUCCUCUCCCAUCACUCGGAAGGUUUAUUCCAGAAAGCCAUUGCUCAGAGCGGCACCGCCAUCUCCAGUUGGUCCGUCAACUAUCAGCCGCUCAAGUACACCCAGAUGUUGGCCUCCAAGGUUGGCUGCGACCACCUGGACACUGGGAGUACGGUGGAAUGCCUACGGCAGAAACCUUACCGAGAGCUGGUGGAACAGGACAUCCAGCCUGCCCGCUACCACAUCGCUUUCGGCCCCGUGGUGGAUGGCGAUGUGGUCCCCGAUGACCCGGAGAUCCUGAUGCAGCAAGGCGAGUUCCUCAAUUACGACAUCCUGAUCGGGGUCAACCAAGGGGAGGGCUUGAAGUUCGUGGAGGACUCCAUGGAGAAUGAGGAUGGCAUCUCGGCGAGCUACUUCGACUUCACCAUCUCCAACUUUGUGGACAACCUGUACGGGUACCCGGAGGGCAAGGACAUCUUGCGGGAGACCAUCAAGUUCAUGUACACUGACUGGGCCGAUCGUGACAAUGGCGAGAUGCGCCGCAAGACUCUGCUGGCGCUUUUCACUGACCACCAGUGGGUGGCGCCUACCGUGGCCACCGCCAAGCUCCAUGCCGAGUACCAGUCUCCCGUCUACUUCUACACCUUCUACCAUCACUGCCAGACGGAUACGCGGCCCGAGUGGGCUGAUGCGGCCCACGGGGACGAGAUCCCCUAUGUUUUCGGUGUGCCCAUGGUAGGGGCCAUGGACCUCUUCCCUUGCAACUUCUCCAAGAACGACGUAAUGUUGAGCGCUGUGGUUAUGACCUACUGGACCAAUUUUGCGAAGACAGG
Molecule: messenger RNA, 1649 nt
Organism: Pseudonaja textilis
Lineage: Eukaryota; Metazoa; Chordata; Lepidosauria; Squamata; Elapidae
Source: RefSeq, a predicted model, not a curated record